Molecule: messenger RNA, 1041 nt
Organism: Dovyalis caffra
Lineage: Eukaryota; Viridiplantae; Streptophyta; Magnoliopsida; Malpighiales; Salicaceae
Source: the annotation of a GenBank genome assembly
AUGGAUAAAGAAACUAGCCAAGAAAGCCCAUCUCUUCUCCCUAACAAUACCACAACCGUCAAGGAAGAAUCUCCAAGAAAACUACUUGGAGGAAUUGGUGCUGCUGGUGCUGUUGUUACUGGCACUGGUGGUGGUGGUGGCAGCGGCGGUGACAGAUUAAAAAGAGAUGAGUGGAGUGAAGGAGCUGUUUCAACCUUACUUGAGGCCUAUGAAAGUAAAUGGAUACUUAGAAACCGAGCCAAGCUUAAAGGGCAUGACUGGGAAGAUGUUGCACGCCAUGUAUCGUCGCGUGCAAAUUGUACCAAGUCUCCGAAGACACAAACACAAUGCAAGAACAAGAUUGAGUCCAUGAAGAAAAGGUAUAGAUCAGAAUCUGCCACUGCAGAUGCCUCCUCUUGGCCUCUUUAUCCACGACUUGAUCUUUUGUUACGUGGAAAUAGUACUCAACCACCACAAAUACUACCACAACAACAUCAACAACCAUCAAUUCCAGCUUCUGCUAAUCCUCCUUUGAUGUUGUUAAUGGAGCCUCCCUUGGCGGUGCCACAACCGCCACAACCACCUAUGGCUCCUCCUCCUCCUCCUCAAGUUAUUGUGACUACUGCUCAAAACUCACAUGGGUCUAAUGGCGUUGAUAGGGGGGCAAAGGAAGAUGGAGUGGAGACCAAACUAUCAGAUCAUGUCUCAGACAAGAAUGCCAUGGACACGGAUAGCAGCACUCCGGCCUUGUAUAGUGACAAGGAGAAAUUAAGGUCCAAGAAACUGAAGAUGAAAAUGGAAAAAAGAAAGAGGAGAAAAAGAGAAGAAUGGGAGAUGUCUGAUAGCAUCCGGUGGCUAGCAGAAGUAAUGGUAAGGUCAGAACAAGCAAGAAUGGACACCAUGAGAGAACUAGAGAAAAUGAGAAUAGAAGCUGAGGCUAAAAGAGGUGAAAUGGACCUGAAAAGAACUGAGAUCAUAGCCAAUACUCAAUUGGAGAUUGCCAAGCUCUUUGCUGGUGUUGGUAAAGGAGUUGAUUCUUCCUUGAGAAUUGGAAGAAAUUGA